This is a messenger RNA of Tetranychus urticae (two-spotted spider mite), 3597 nucleotides long. RefSeq lists its product as uncharacterized. NCBI's taxonomy places the organism in Eukaryota, Metazoa, Arthropoda, Arachnida, Trombidiformes, Tetranychidae. Gene Ontology annotation, molecular function: chitin binding. Gene Ontology annotation, cellular component: extracellular region. The record is from RefSeq and is a predicted model, not a curated record.
CAGCGGGUACAAAUCGACGCAUAUUAAGGAAUAAUAUCAGUGUUCAUCGAUUCUCCCAAGUUCAUCAUAUUGUUCAACAAAUCGAGCUUAUUUGGUAAAUCAUGAGGAUAAUUACAUUCGGAUUCCUAUUCAUCUUAGGAUUUGUAAUCAGUGAACUCCAUGCUCAAGGAGCUUAUUUUGAUAAUCGUUAUCCGCCUUCACCAGGUCGAAGAUCAAAUAAUUUAUCGCAAAGAUCUCGAUCCAGGCCACAGUAUGGUUAUCGAAGAGGUGUCCGCUUCCAAUCAGCACCUCGAGAAGAUGAUGGUCAAGUACAACAGUUGACCGAUUCACCUAAUUCUGUUAACGGAAUCAAUGGUGGAUCAAAUACCGUUGGAGGUGGAGUUAACGGAAAUGGUGUUCGACCAGAUCAACAAUUAAGGGAAGGUGACUUGGAUACAACAACCGUUUCAACUGGUCUCGGUGAUGGUUCAUCAUCAUUUUCUCCAUCAUCAUCUCUUUCUCCUGGAGUUUCCAGUAAUUCAGAUGAACCCUCAGGAGGAUCUUAUGCUGGCGAUGGUUCACCAAUUUCAACACCAACAUCCACCGGUUUAGUUGAUGAUGCCGAGCCUAAUGAUGUUACUCCUAAUGUUCAAUCAGGAAUCGGUGAGCAAGGACCAAUUGAUAAUGAAGGCAACUCACAAGGUCCAUCUUCAGGAUCCUUUGGGUCAAAUAAUCUUAGACCAGGUUUAAACAAUGGAGUUAAUCAACAAAAUAUUCCAGGUUCAACUAGCUCUGGUUAUCCAACUGGUACUACACCUAGUGGCUAUUCUGGCUCAAAUGGUAAUGGAGGUGUUAAAAGACCCGUGAACGGAAACGGUUCUCGCGCACCAGGAGUUGGAACAAAUGGCAACGGUGUUGGUUACAGCAAUGGAGUUAACAAUGGAAUGAAUGGUGGAAGUAGCGUUACUUAUUCAAAUGGAGGUUCUCCUGGAGCUACAAGUGGUAACCGAAUGGGUCGUGGCCCAUUAAAUGGUAAUGGAAUCUCAAUGAAUGGUAAUGGAGGCUCAAGAGUUAAUGGUCAAGGAUUAACAAAUGGAAACAGAAAUGGAAACAAUUACCCUGGAACAAAUGGUGUUGCCAGCGGUACAGGCUUCCCAACUACUACUACAAAUGGUUAUUCUGGAAACGGAGUCUCAAACGGAGCUGAUUCAGGAUUACCUGGUAUGACAAAUGUUGUAGACUCAACUGGAAGUGGUAUUAAUGGUGACUCUGGCGUAGCACCUAAACCUACUAGCGGCGGUGAAGGAUCUGGUGUUUCUGGUUACAGUGGUGGUCCAUCUGAUGGAUCAAACUCAGGCGGACAUGGUGAUGAUGGUUCUUAUUCUCAUGACUCUGGUCACCAUCGAAGUGGUAAUCCAAUCGACUGGCUACGAGAUGCUAUUCGCGGGGAACCUGGACGAGAUUAUCCAAUUCUUUAUUCAGUUCCAAAUACUCCAUUCAAGUGUAAUGAUGUUGGUUAUCCUGGUUAUUAUGCUGAUGUUGAUGCACAAUGUCAAGUUUUCCAUAUUUGUCAAAUGGAUGGUAGAAAAGACUCAUUUUUAUGUCCAAACGGAACCGUUUUCAGUCAACGUAAUUUUGUCUGUGUUUGGUGGUAUGAUUUUGACUGCAAUGAAGCUCCAGCUUUAUAUAAUCUCAAUGAAAAACUUUACAAAGAUGCCGAAGGAGUUCCUAUAACUGGAUCUGGAGCUAGUUCAGGAACUGGUCCAGUCAUGAAUCCCGCUGGCAGAUCACUCGAUGAUGGACAAACCGUUGGUUCAGGAGCAGAUAAUGGUAUCGCUGGACCCAGUUCAUCACCUGCUCCUAACUCAGGAUCAGGAUUAAAUACAGACUUUGGACAACGAACUCCAGGAACCUCAGUUUCCGGAGGCUCAAUCGAUAAACCAUCUCAAAGUGGAGGAGCUGAUGAUUCUAGUAACGUGAAUGGUGAAGCUGACAUUGACUCUGCUGAACCUGGAAUGAGUCCCAUGGAUGGAGUUGGACCAAUGACAGGCUCUGAUGGUGGACAAAUUGCUGGUCCAUCAGCUGGACCUAUGACUGAUGACGGAAUUAUCUCUGACAUGGGUCAAGAUGAUGCUGGAAGAUCAGAAGGAAGCAUGGGAAACCCUGACGACUCGGCAAGAUUACCUGGAAGCUCAGAUGAAGGUGUUACCGACAGUUCAAUUCAAAACAAGGAAGAUGGUGUUGAAGAAAAUGUUGAUGUUGAUGGUCAACCCGAAACUGCUACUGACAAUGUCGGUCCAUACUCCGCUGAUGGUGGAGCUGUAGAUCAAUCUGGCAUGGGAGGACUUCCAGGUUCAACUAAAGGACCUUUAUCUCCAUCAACUCCUACAUCCGUCUCAUCUUCAGGAAUCGAUAAUACAAUGGGUUCUGAUGGUGAAUCUGGUGUAACCUCUGACUCAGGAUCUGGUGAAGGAGGAGCAACAGCAGCUGGAGCCGCUGCAGGAGCUGGAGUAGGACCAGGGCCAAUUGAUGAAACUGCACCUGCCACUGGUACCAAUGUUGCUGGUUAUGGAUCAGUCAAGGGUGUCUCACCUUCUGCUGCCUCUAGAUAUCGACUUGCCAAUCGACGAUCAUCUCCAGCUAGAAUCUCUCGAACUCGAGGAUCUAGGACAUCAACAAGAGCAUCAACACGAUCUCGAUCUCGACCAGCAUCUAGAUCAUCAUCUCGACAACGAGCUGCAUCUCAAAGAGGAUCAAACUCUCAACGAUCCGCUCGAAGAGUGAACCGAGUAGCCCGAGUUUCUCGAGGUAGAGCAAAUAAUAGAUCACAAUUAAGAAACCGAAGCUAUGCUCGACGACGAACAACCCGAUACCGAGCCCAAAAUUAAAGAGUAUCUUAAGGAUAGUCUUGACAUUUAAAGUUUAGGGAAACAAUUACAAAAAUUGGAUUUUGUGGUCUUGGAUUUAGCAAGCUUGAAUAAUUUUUGGGAUCAAAUCGUAUAUCAAGAUGUAGUCAGAUAAAAAUAAGUUCAAUAGGCUCGAGAACAAUUUAUUCAUCGCCAAUCAACUUAAAAUAAUAGAGGAAAUGAUAGCCUUUUAAUUCCUUUUUUUCUCAUUUUUUAAAAACUAUAUCUUCAUCAUCAUUGCCAUCAUUAUUUUCAUCCUCAUUAUCAUUGUCGCCAUCUUCGUCUUCAUUCCAUCAUCAUUACAGAAUUACUGUUUAAAAAGUGUGCAUUUGAAAGUGAGAGAAAAUAUUCAAUUACCAUCCUCUGCUACCUUAUUAAUUGUUUCAACGAACUGCCAAUCUAAUAUCACGAUGUUAAAUACAAACUUACAAAUUUAGAUGAAUCUUAUCGUGUGAAUCUCAGCCAGUUAAUCAAAUCUUUUCCUUAUAAGACUUGCUAUUGAUAAUCGCCUGGUUGAAUAAUAUAUUACGGAUUAAUUGUAAGAAUUGAUUCAAUGUUUACUUUAAUCUUUCUUCUUCUCAUUUCGAUUCUUUCAAUUGGUACAUCCUUUUCAUCAGCCAGUUGAAACAAUUCAUAAACACUUCUUUCAAAUUAUUAUUGGUGUAAAAUAUUUUCAUCAUUAAAUAAAGAUGCCAUAGGAAUUUUGGGUUAA